ACAAGGAUGGUCCAAAUAUGGCCAAAUUUUAAUUUAUCAUUUUUCCUCUGUUUUUGGAUCUUUUGUGCUAAUAAUACAUAUCUAACUACAAGUACAACUAUUCUUACAAAAUUCAUAGACAGAAAAGAUGAGUUGAAACAAAUCAAGAAAAUCCCAAGAAGCAAACUGGGAUCUUGAUCCAAGUAAAAUUCUAUCCUAAAACGAAAUGUGGCAAAUGAACAAAGAACCAAACUUGGUUAGGUAAAUAAGAUAAGUUGAAACAAAUCGAGAAAAUCCCCAAAACGAAAUGUGGCAAAUGAACAAAAACUCCACCUGUCAACAAGUUGCUUAGUCACCCCAUUCAGGUCGGCUACUUCCAUACCACCUGGCCAUUCACACCCACACGUCCACCUCCAUUCUAGACCCUCUCUUAAAAAAAAUACCGCCCCUAUCUGUUUAUUUAACAUCAUAAUCCAUUUCCAUUUCCUCGGAUCAAAUCUUCAGCAAGAAAGAAAGAAUACAAACACCACAAACAGAAAAAUGGCGACAGAGAAAUUGAGCCGCAGAGAUGACACCACGAAGGAAAAAGAGAUUCAGGUGGAGAGAGAAAGAGUCCCACAAUUGACAAGCCACUUUGAGGCCAUUGCUGUGCACGGCAAAGCGACCGACCCCAGUAAUGAAAAAGCUACAACACCAGAAGAAACAAAGGCGAGACAAAAGAGUGAUGCUAGUGGAGUGGGAAAAGAGACGUAUGGAACCGGCAUUGCUAGAGGGACAGUUCAAGGAAGGGAGGAGGAGAGACAGGGAGUUGGAGGUGAGAAACCAGAAGACAGCCAUGAAUUGGCUGCUCAAUUUGAGUCUCUUGCUGACAAAGUAAGAGACAAGAGAGAGACUGAUACAGAGAAUGAAAGGGAGAGGCAAGCACGUGCUGAUAAAGAGAGAAUUGCUGCUCGUGAGAGAGAGCAAAAAGGGUCUCGAGCAGAAGAAAAACAGAGAGCUUUAGAACAGGCAAAAGAGAGAGAAGGUGAAAUAGGAUCUCGUCAAAAUCAACCGUCUCUUGAAGAAAUUUCCAAUUACAGAGCUAUAGCACAGCAGAAAUCGAACGAAGCAAUAAUGGCGGCAAAGGAACGGUAUGACAAAGCAAACAAAAAAUCACUCGAGCAAGGAGUUGAAGCUGGAACAAGGGAAGCAAUACCGAGAGGCACAGAAGAAGCUGAGGACACAGUCGAAGAGGGAAAUCAAUAUUCAGGUUUAGAGACAGUGAAAGAGACGCUUACAAGUGCAGCCAAAACAGCAAAGGAUUACACCGCGCCAAUAGCAGAGAAGGCCAAAGAUUACACAGUCUCUGCAGGUCGAACAACAGCUCAUUACCUUGGAGAGAAGGCAGUGGUGGCUAAGGAUGUUGCAAUAGAAAGUGGGAAAGUUGCAGCUGAGUAUGCAGGUAAAGCAGCAGAGGAUUUGAAGGAUAAGACGGCAGUUGCAGGGUGGAGCACGGCCCAUUACUCAUGUGACACGGCGGUGGAGGGGACUAAAGCAGCAGCAAGGCUCGUGAAGGGAGCUGCAGAGUAUGCAGGAGCCAUUGCAGCCAAGCCCUUGUCUGCUGCAAAGAAUGUUGCUGAAUCAACAGGGGAGACUGUGAAGGACUAUACAGCCAGGAAGAAAGAAGAAGCACAGAGAGAAUCAAUGUACAAGCAAACUGAGAAAGAAUCCAUGUAUGAGAAAACUAAGGAAACUUUUGAAGAGGGUAUAGAGGAAGUGAAGGAAAGGGGGGGAGAAAGAGGAGAAGAGAACAGAGUUGAAGAGGAUAGAAAUGAUGGGGGGAUAUUGGGGGCAAUUGGGGAGACCAUAUAUGAGAUUGCACAGACUACAAAAGAUAUAGUGAUUGGGCCUGGUGAUGAGACUGGAAAACAGAGCACAUUAGGCUUUGAGCUUGGUCAGGAAGAGGAUGAGGAAAAAGGCCAAGAACAUGAAAAGAAAGAGCACUAUGAAACUGCAGCCAAGAAGGAACACAGAGCCUGAUAGAAAGUCCACUGUUUAAAGUGGUUUGUGAGUUUUUAUGUUUUGGAAUUCCUGGGAAAGGAUUGUGGAAGAAUGGAUUAUGUGUUUUUAAGUUUGUUCGUUUAUGAGGGGUUAAAUAAAAUUGAGUGUCUGUGGAUCCUCUUUGUUC
Cucurbita maxima (winter squash) is the source of this 2146-nucleotide messenger RNA. Its product is annotated as seed biotin-containing protein SBP65-like. Lineage: Eukaryota; Viridiplantae; Streptophyta; Magnoliopsida; Cucurbitales; Cucurbitaceae. The record is from RefSeq and is a predicted model, not a curated record. The transcript has a single exon. Bases 520 to 1998 code for a protein of 492 amino acids.